AUGAGUGACGCCUACCUGACCAAGGAGCAUCUGGCUGGAUUCGAUAAUUACAAGUACAAUGCUAAGGACACUUCGCCACUCAGUAUUUAUGUUAUGCAUCCUUUUUGGAAUUGGCUCGUAGAGUACUUUCCAAAAUGGAUUGCACCGAACCUGAUGACGUUUGCCGGCUUCCUGUUCACUGUAGCAAACUUUGUAAUGCUUUCGUGGUACGAUUGGGGGUUCUGGGCGAGCACGGAGUUGGAAAACACGACACCGGUCCCUAACUGGUUCUGGGCACUGGCCGCUGUAAACAUAUUUCUUGCCUACACGCUGGACGGUAUCGAUGGUAAGCAGGCACGAAGGAUUAAGCUGUCCGGUCCGCUUGGCGAGUUGUUCGAUCAUGGACUCGAUUCGUACUCGGCGUUCUUCAUUCCGGCCUGUCUAUACAGUAUAUUUGGACGUGGUCCCACGUCGGUGCCACCGAUACGCAUGUACUACAUCAUGUGGACGAUAUUCUUCAGCUUUUAUCUAUCACACUGGGAAAAGUACAAUACAGGCGUGCUGUACCUACCCUGGGGAUACGAUCUGGGCAUGUGGGGUUCCGUCUUGAUGUACCUAGCCACGUGGAUGUUCGGCUAUCAGCUGUGGAAAGUGGCACUGCCGUGGGGUCUUUCGGCUGGGCAGCUGAUGGAACUCUGCCUUCACAUUAGCGCCAUGUCCAAUUUACCGAUGGUGGUGUACAAUAUGUACCGAUCGUAUAAAGAUCGUACCGGAAAAAUGCGUACGAUGAAAGAAGCGAUGCGUCCACUCUUUACGUACGGUAGCUUCAUGUUCGUCUGUUUGCUAUGGGUGUUUGUGUCGCCGAGCGAUAUUAUGAAUCGUGAUCCACGAGCCGUCUACAUUAUGACGGGUACAAUUUUUAGUAACAUUAGUUGCCGGUUAAUUGUAUCACAAAUGUCCAACACGACAGCAGAAACGUUCAACUGGAUGACGGGCGUUUUAUGUGGGGCCGUUGUCAUGAGUCUUACCAUGCCAUUGCUCGAACGACCGAUACUGUAUUUGCUGGUGAUCGGUUCUUCCGUGGGUCAUUGGCACUAUGGAUCCGGUGUGGUCCAACAAAUGUGUACACACUUCAAUCGACGCUGCUUUAUGGUAACAAAACCGGAAGAAUCCAAAGAAUAG
Molecule: messenger RNA, 1161 nt
Organism: Anopheles marshallii
Lineage: Eukaryota; Metazoa; Arthropoda; Insecta; Diptera; Culicidae
Product: ethanolaminephosphotransferase 1
Exons: 6
Coding region: 1-1161 (386 amino acids)
Biological process (GO): phosphatidylethanolamine biosynthetic process
Cellular component (GO): endoplasmic reticulum membrane; Golgi apparatus
Molecular function (GO): ethanolaminephosphotransferase activity
Source: RefSeq, a predicted model, not a curated record